Molecule: messenger RNA, 1746 nt
Organism: Vigna radiata var. radiata (mung bean)
Lineage: Eukaryota; Viridiplantae; Streptophyta; Magnoliopsida; Fabales; Fabaceae
Exons: 15
Coding region: 384-1517 (377 amino acids)
Source: RefSeq, a predicted model, not a curated record
UUUCUUGCCUAAUGGGGAAAUCAAUUUUGAAGAUGAAGCAACUUCCUUUUAUGGUAGUUGUUUGUACAGUAAUGUUGUUUGUUGUGUAUAGGACUUUAAAGUAUCAAUAUUACGAAGAAGAGGUAUGGGAUCGCAUGUCAUGACUUUACGCCAAAAAUGUUGAUUAAACUUAUAUUCUGCAUCAGGUUGGGGAUCAUUUACUGUUGAAGCGCUGUUUUAUCCAUAGUAGUAUAACUAUGUAAAUGUGCAUUUUAGUUAGGAAACUCGUGAAGUGGUUCUCAAGCAUUAAACAAUCAACGCUUUAUUGUCAUUAAGUGAUAUUGAAAAAGUAAAUCUUCAUAAAAUUCUAUAGCCUUCCUUGAACGUUUUUUCCAGCUCCUAGUAUGGUGUACAUUUACAUGGCCCGAGCUUUACCCUUCGUAGCAGGUGGCAGCUACAUUGCCCCAGCCUUACCCUUGAUAGACAAAAGGCGGAGUUUCCUGGGAGAACAAGAGGCAUAUCCUGGUACUUCGGGAAAUCUGAAGGGCUUACCCCGAGGUAUAAUACAAGAUACUUCAGAUUUUGAGUUGAGGCCUUUAUGGUCUCCAAGUAGUUUGAGGUCAAAGGUUAGUGUUUACUCCGAUCGCCACUUGCUUGCAAUUCCAGUUGGUAUGAAACAAAAACAUAAUGUAGAUGUCAUGGUGCAAAAGUUUCUUCCAGAAAAUUUUACAAUUAUUUUAUUCCAUUAUGAUGCCAAUAUGGAUGGAUGGUGGGAUCUUAGUUGGAGUAGCAAGGCCAUACACAUAAUUGCUCCAAACCAAACAAAGUGGUGGUUUGCUAAAAGAUUUCUACAUCCAGAUAUAGUUUCUAUUUAUGAUUACAUCUUUCUCUGGGAUGAGGACUUAGGGGUGGAGCAUUUUUCUCCAUCAAGAUACAUUGAAAUUGUGAAGGAAGAAGGAUUGGAGAUAUCUCAACCAGCUCUUGACCCAGAUUCUGGACACAUACAUCAUAAAAUUACAGUUAGAGCUAGAACAAAGAAAGUUCAUAGAAGAGUCUAUGAACUCAGAGGCAAUACUAGGUGUUCAGAGGCAAGUACAGGGCCUCCAUGCACUGGGUUUGUGGAAGGUAUGGCUCCUGUUUUCUCUCGAUCUGCCUGGGAUUGUACUUGGCAUCUUAUACAGAAUGACCUUGUCCAUGGAUGGGGAUUGGAUAUGAAAAUAGGAUAUUGUGCUCAGGGAGAUCGCACACAAAAUGUGGGAGUUGUUGAUGAGGAAUAUGUUGUUCACAAGGGAAUACCAAGUCUGGGUGGCAGUGGGGAUGAAACAGCUAAAGUUUUGAGUCGUGGAAGGCCAACUCCGAGACACGGUGCCUCGGCCUUUGAUGAGCGAAUUGAGAUAAGAAGACAGUCAACGUGGGAAUUUGAAGUAUUCAAAGGCCGGUGGAAUAAAGCUAUAGCUGCAGACAAAAGCUGGGUUGAUCCAUUUACCAGUGAUAGAAAACGCUUGAGACAUAGGAAGAAAAAGAAUCACUUUUCUUAACUUUGUUUUUACUAGGUUUGAUUUGUUAGCCAUUUCAUUCACAGGGCAAUAGGCACAAUUUAGUUGUUGUAGCUGAAAGAAUAAACAAUUCAUUCAAGUUUUGGAAUCUCAACAUAUUUCUUUACAUUCUUUUGUUCUUUUCUUGAUAUUUUUUAGAUGUAAUUCUCAUAUAUGCAAACCUUGUUUUCAUCAUUUCAGCUGUAAUGAAGAAGCUUCCAUUCUUUUUGUA